AAACAUUAAUUUUCUACUUAAUUAUUUAAAUUUUUUAUCAAAAAAUUUAAAAAAACGUAAAAACGCAUUGGAAUUGUCGUUUUUUUUUAAUAGUUUUGUCUUUUUUGUUAGUUAAAUUAGUGAAUUGUGAGCGUAAAAAUUUGAAAAGGGUGUAUCUCCUCCCUCGGAGGGUGGAUUGAUGUUUGGAUCGUUUUUCUGCACACAUGCAUGCACGUAAGCGCCGAGCUAAUUGGCCGACAGGCCGACAUCGCAUCGCCCUCGCUUCAAAACCAUCAAAAUCUUCCAAAAUAAAAUCUGGAAUCCCCCUCAGUACAAGCACAGAUACCACACACGCACUCGAAAGUCUAUCCUGCGUAGAGGAAGAUGUAAAUUACAAUGUUGAAUUACAAUGUGCAUGCUCGAAAUGAGAAUACAAGUAGUACUGAACGAAAUGAAGGGAUUUCGUACUGAUCCCGUGCCGACGUUCCCGUCGAAUCGGGAAGCUUUAGUAAUCUUCAAUUUUCUCGCAUCGCCGCCGUAAAAAAUGACAAUGACGUCACACCAGGCGGCGACACUGGUCGUAAAUUUGCGCCAUUUGUCAAAUCGACACGUUGAAACAAAUGCCCGAAUUAAUCGCUUCCUGCGUCGACAAUAAAACAGCUCUUCGGCGGAGCCACACAACAAAGAAACAACUAAUUGGUGACUGGAUGUUUUAUAUCAACGGAAAAUAUUUUCUACUUCUACCAGGCUUCUAAAGUUGUUUUAUUUUAUUUUAUUCGAUAGUAUUUUUUCUUCUUUCUAGUUUUAUGGUUAAUAAAAUUAACCGCUAGAUGUUUAACGACAGGGCGCGGACAUACUAACGACAUGUUGCAGACAAUCGAAAGAAAACGACGAUUUUUACACGACGAAAUUUUAAUCACAGUUGGUAAUUAUUUUAAAUGGGACGCACACUACUUUUGCGAGCCGGAUUGAGAAAGUCAGGAAGUGGACAAUUAACUUAUUAACUACCGAUUUUUAUGCGAUUCGCAACGUUUUGCUUUCAAAGUCGUUAAUUGUUCGGCGUAAUUCUCAAUUAAGCCACCGGGAGGUAAAACAUCUGCAAAGCGGUGCGUGAUUUUUUAUUGAAAAAAAAUUUAUUUUCUCAUUGAAUGAGAUUACGAACGUAGAAAAAAGUUAUGAACAUCAAACUCGACUUUCUUUUAUAGUUCUUUAUGGUAUUUUUUCUCAGCGGGCAACUUUUUUCGAGCAGGUAGUUCUGAAGGGUCCUCAACUCACUGGGAGCAUUUAAAAAAUGGUUAUAGACCGCAAUAAACUUGCCCAGACAUUCGAAAUAGUCAGAUAAAUGUAAUAUAAGCGCGGAGAUUGUUUCGGACGGUUUUUUUUCGUUGCCUCAAGGAGAAGGUAUCUAAAAAACGCACGAAAUUAUAGACCGACCAAUUUUUGUUCACCUACGUGAUGAUAUUACCAUCAUACGAAUAGAAACAACUUUCUGAUUCGUACGAAAAAUCUAAAAUUGCAUUUUGGUACCCUUGACUAUAGACUUGAAGAGAGAAGGGUUUUGAAGAAAUGUAAAAAUGCACACGCACGCGGCGCGGCCGGUUCGUGAAUCGUGAAGGAAGGAAGAAUACUGAAGAAGGAAUACCGGUCCGGCUAGUAUUUUACCAUUUUCGAUGAUGUUCUUCGCUGGGAGACACGCCGAGAGACCACAUCGUACGCUCGCUCGCCGAUUAAACUUCCAGCAACCGAGCCAACCGACUGAAGACUGAAGACGAGUUUCACAUUUUUGUGGUUGACCACUAGCGAGGUAUAGAGUUCCUACGUGAUUUUCACAUUUGUAGGAACUUCAUACCGUGCUCUUGGAUCUUCCAAAUUUCAUCACAUCAUCAAAAAAAUAGAAAAAAAUCAAUUUAUUCUUUUACAGAAAAAAAUAAUUUCUAUUAAUAUUCUUGUAUAAUAUGUGAAUGUGAAUGCAAGUUGCGUAGUAAUAACCUAUAAUAUUGUUAUCGUAUACGAGUAGUAGCAUGUUGGCAUGUUAGCAAUUUUAAAAGGGUUUUCAUUUGUUUUGUGCGCUCGCAUCUUGAGUUGCGCAUGAAAUUGCUAUUAUUACGCGCCUGAUAUGAUAUACGAGGAGGAGGCUCUUGUAUCCUAUGACGUAAUUACUGGGAUGACCAGUGGGGAAUUCGAAAUUGCAAUCGUGGGGAAAUUCAGCACGUUAGAAAUUAACUAUGACAACAACAAUAAUAAAAAAAAACGCAAAACGCGGUAUUUCCAUCCACAACAACUUUUACAAUAUGUUUACAAUGAUACUUAUUAUCUUUAUUGUUUAUUAACAAAGGAAACGAGGUAAAAACUUGCGUAAAGCCUGUUUAAACUCGCUCAGUAAUAAUUUAAAGUUUUCAGUAGUCGUUAUUUUUAUCAGUGUGGUGAACAAGUCAACCAACGUUGCAGCACGAUGGCGUGCUAUCGAGAAUUGUUUAAUACAAUCAACAAACACUAAGUACAUUAAGUGCAAACACACAAACAAACGGAGUUGGAGUUCGCAGAAAAACAAACAGCUAAUUUUAUGCGAAAUUCAGAAGAAACCGAACAAAAAAUCAGCGAUAAACGCUUGAAAAUUAACAUUUAUAAUAUCUUAACACGAAUUUAACUUAAAAACUUUGAAACGCUGAUAAAAACAAGUCGUAAAAAUCAUUUAUAUUCUUCAACUUGGUUAAUCUGGAUCUUAACCCUUUGCUUCAGGAGGAGUCGGGGCAUUCGUGUUGCAUUAUAAGAGAAAACUGUAAUUUCGUCGAAACUGAUUGAUUUCAAAAAUUCAAAUUUCUCACUGCUCAUUUUCCAAAUGGUCAUUGGGGGUUUAGCGUGAUUAGUUGCAGAAAUGGCCGCAAGAUGUCGCUGUUGAUGCGCGAUCUGCAACAAAUGGUAAUAUUGUAAUCUGCAUUGUUUGCGCGUCCUUUUAUUCGCGCGUCUAUUUCCGCGUGGUUGAUUGCACUGUGGUUAAUUAUCGGGUUAAAAAGUUACUUAAGACACAAUUAAUCAAAACGCGAGUGAUGUACAAACAGACAAUAAGUGCGUGGUAGUAGUGUUAUACAUUUCCGAACUGAUUUUCUUUCGUUUUAAUCGUUUUAUUGCAAUCAACCACGCUGCAAGUGUGCGGUGCUUGCAGGUUAGACGCCGUCCAUGAUGCCACAGCAGGGUCAACCUCGAAUUUGCUGAUACAUAGUGACGUUCAUGUCAUGUUCCGGAUGGAUGUAGAUUUACCAGAUAAUAUCGCCAAAUAAGGACCGUAAUUUCAAUUUCAACGCUCCGUACACAAUAUGUGGCUGGUUGUUGGUCAUUGCAAUUGCGACUCUGACGUGGUCAGUGUUGAUGAUAUUGCUGCGAUGGAUACUUUCGGAUGGUUCUACAGCAACACAAUAAUAAUGCACCAGUCUUGUGCACUACGAUUUGGAACUACGCGCAUGGGGCAAGGAUCACGCUGGUUUGCUAUCUUUAAGUCAAAAGAAAGAAUACGAUGUGGCGCAACUGAGGAGGAACAGGCAGAAUGCAUUUGUCCAGACUGCGACUGUUUUAUUGAAAUAUCCUUUGCAACGAUGUUAUGGAUGUGCGUAUUUUAAGGCAAGUCUUUACGUUCUCUGAAUUUCAUAGCCAUGGUAAUUUUCGAUAUGAAUAAUUGUAUAUAUUUUUAUAUAAUGUUUGUAAAUAAAACACAAUAUAAUAUUACAAUCUCUUUCA
Messenger RNA from Dalotia coriaria, 3711 nucleotides. RefSeq lists its product as uncharacterized. The transcript has 11 exons. The record is from RefSeq and is a predicted model, not a curated record. Lineage: Eukaryota; Metazoa; Arthropoda; Insecta; Coleoptera; Staphylinidae. The coding region runs from base 3294 to 3593 and encodes 99 amino acids.